AUGUCGGCGGCGCAGGAUGUCGGACAUCCACAACCCAGUUCUUCCAGUCUAGACUCUCAGAACGGCCACCAAGGCGAUGUCGGCAAUUCGUAUCAAUAUUCUGAGCUGCUCAGCUCUGGAAAUAUUCGGUUGCUUCGUCUGCUGCCUCAUGGUGAUAGAUAUGCCCCGCUUCAGUGUCAGCUGUUUGACUACCCCAUGCAGGAGCUGGAGGAUGGGCCGCACAUGUAUGAAGCCUUGUCAUAUGUCUGGGGAAGCUCGGAGAAGCCUUACACAAUCUACAUCAACGAAAACAGUAUGGAUAUUACUGCAAAUCUUCAUGAAGUGCUAGUACGCCUUCGAGAUCGAAUGAUUGAGCGAGUGUUAUGGAUAGACGCCAUCUGUAUUGACCAAAGCAACACUGCAGAGCGCGGAAAUCAAAUCCGGCAUAUGGCAGAGAUAUAUUGCAAGGCAAAUCGUGUGAUUGUAUGGCUUGGGGAAAGCACAGAUGACAGCGACCAAGUUCUCAAGAGCAUACGAACGGCUGCGGAUGAAGAAGUCCCCAGGUCUUCCGAGAGCAAGGUUGAUGGGCAGGCUAUUUUAACCAUGCUGAAGCGACCCUGGUUUCGGCGCAUAUGGGUGCUUCAAGAAAUUGCCGCCGCUCAGAACAUCAUCAUUAUGUGUGGAUCUACAAGGAUUGAUGGAUAUGCUUUUUGUCUAGGGCUACCAUCGCUUCUCUCUUACGCAGAUAUCCCAGACCAUAUACGCUCAGUAACAUAUCUUAUGAGAGGCUCCAUAUUCCGGCCGAAAUACAGCCUUAAUAUGUCGGGCGAUGUAUCAUUAGAUAUCCGCCCUCUCGGCGAGCUCAUAGACAUGUACCACGCUCACGAAGCUACUGAGCGCCACGACAAGAUUUUCGCUUUGCUGGGUAUGAGUUCAGACAACCCGACUACCGGUGGACUGGUACCCAACUACACAAUUUCCUGGGACGAGCUCAUGGCGCAAGCUGUCAGGUUUAUACUUGGGGAAAAUGUGCUCAUCAGGACUUGGGCACAUUUGCAAGCAGCAGUUAUAUCUGCCAAAGGCUAUGUAAUUGGCAGUGUGACUUCAGUGCGAUCAACCGAGGGCACUUACCGCAACGACAGGCAAAUCUUGAACAUUAAGACAAAGGAUAAUACCAGUCUCUCGUGGACAGUGCAAGCUACAGCAAAACCAAUUCAAGUUGGUGAUAUUUGCUGCCACCUAUCUGGCGCUGCAAAACCAAUGAUUAUUAGAUCAUGUACAGACUACUUUUCGGUAAUCAUGACUGGCUUCAUGCCUCCAAAUUAUGAAGCGCAAAGUAAGAGCUUUGAUCAAUCACAAGAGCCAACAAACACGUCCCAACACGAAUUUCUUCUCAUAUGGGAUUGGGAUACUUCCUCUGAAAAGACGUCGGAUGGAAAAUAUGAUACAUGGUUGAGCAGCCGAGUUCCCGGUGACCAACCAGAAGAGUCAGAAUGUCAGCCUGACGAGCAAACACGAUUAUGGAAUGCAGUCAUGAUUAUGAGCGAUGCAGGAAGCAACAAAAGUCUUGUCAUCGAUACGCUUCAAGAAAUGAAAGAAACUUAUACAAAAGCGUUUGGAGAAGCAGAUGCACGUACACUAGCCUGUAUAAGCAAACUCUCCCUGGCAUAUGGGAGAGCUGGGCAUAUCUGGGAAGCGGAAAUUGAGUUUUGGUGUAUGAUUUGGGCCAAGAUGGACUUGCAGGAUGGAUACCAAAAUGUCAUCCGAGAUUUGAGCAGCUUUGGAGCAAUGUGGAAGGGUCAUGGCCAAUCUUACAGAGCCACGAAUCUGGAGAAGACAGCCGACCUGCUAAUAUCGCUGGGUAGUUUUCCACUCACAGCGGAGGAAGUGAUCGAAGCAAUAAGGGCCAUUUAUCCGGAAUUAGCCAUAUCUCUCGUGAGACGAAGACUCAGACACAACCGAAGAGUUAGACAGACGGUUACGGAGGCUGAGGAGAGAGCCAGAGAUAUGCUAAAAGUCAAUCAACAUUUCGCCCGGAAAAGUCUGGAUACGGAAAAUAUUGAGGGAUUACUUAUGGAAGCUAUAGAACAAGGGAACGUUGAAGCGACAUUCCUCUUGCUUUGUCAAAAAGAAGUUGAGGUAGCAGAAGACAUGGUUAUAAAGGCGAUAAAGAAGUACGACGAUUCAACAGCCUGGUGCUUGCUCGGAAGAGAAAAAGGCAGCAUUCAGAUCACAGAAAGAGUCGUCAUUGCCGCAGCAAUAAAGAGCAGCGAGUCGGUACUACAGUAUCUACUCGAGAGACACAGAGACAAGGUUCUCAUCACAGAAGAAGUGGUUAUUGCGGCAGUGCAGAACAAAGAACGCUCGGUAUUAAACUAUCUGCUCGAGAGGUGGGGUAGCGAGAUCCUGAUUACACAAAAGGUGGCCAUUGCAGCAGCGAAAAACGGAUAUUUUCCCGCGCUGAAAAUCCUACUUCAUGAGAAGGGGAGCGAGAUUGAAGUCACAGAAGACGUGGUCCUGGCUGCGGCAUAUAAUAUGGAGAAGACGGUACUGCAUAUGUUGCUGCAGGAGAGAGGAGACGAGAUCCAGAUUACGACAGCGGCAAUUCAAGCUGCGAGAAGAAAUGGGAAUACUUUGGCGUUGCAGUACUUGCUAAAUAAGAAGAGGGAAGAGAGGGAACGCAGUCUCAAAGAUAGUAGCGGGUAGAGUUACUAAUAUCCAUGAUGGCGAAUAUAUUGGCAGAUAAUAC
Messenger RNA from Trichoderma atroviride IMI 206040, 2728 nucleotides. RefSeq lists its product as uncharacterized. The record is from RefSeq and is a predicted model, not a curated record. NCBI's taxonomy places the organism in Eukaryota, Fungi, Ascomycota, Sordariomycetes, Hypocreales, Hypocreaceae.